Messenger RNA from Rhizophagus irregularis DAOM 181602=DAOM 197198, 832 nucleotides. RefSeq lists its product as uncharacterized. NCBI's taxonomy places the organism in Eukaryota, Fungi, Glomeromycota, Glomeromycetes, Glomerales, Glomeraceae. The record is from RefSeq and is a predicted model, not a curated record.
UUAACUACUUUGGCAGCAACAAAAUAUGCUAAAAAAGGAGUGUUGCAUAUUGAAUCAUCCGAUGAACAUAGUUUUACCAAAAACCUCUCUCGAGAAAUGAAGAAAAUAAAUUACUUAGAUUAUUUAUGGAUUACUUGCUUUCCUUAUAAUUAUCCUUAUCUUGACUGGGAAAAAGUAUUUCAUAAAUUUGAAAAAAACGCAGAGAAGAAGAAAAGAAAUGAAAAUCACACCCCACUUCUUAUUAUUGAUAAUGUAUCACAUAGUUAUUUUCAUCAUAAUAUGUUACAAACUAUUGCGAAAGCUGCUACGGAACAUGACAAUUAUAAUGUAAUGUUUGUUACGAAUGACCAAAAGACGCUAGAAUAUUUAUUGGAUGGUGAUACGGAAUCUCGUAUGGAAAUUAUCUACCUCGGAGACUUGAAUAAAGACGUAGCAUUAUCCUAUUUACGUAAACAUAAAAUUGAUGCCGAUACUGCUGAGAAGAUAUAUGAAGUUGUCGGUGGUAGAAUUAUUGAUCUAUCACAAGCAAUCAACCACUUUGAAAGAAAUGAUGAAGAUAAAAAUUCUUUAAAUGAUUAUCUUAAUAUGAAAACUAAUUCGAUUUUUAAGAAAUUGGAUAAUCAUCGUUAUAAUAAGAGCCAUCUCGAGUUCCUGCGAAAUCACGCUCAUCAGACAUUUAGUCGAUCUGAAUCUAUUAGGAAUGGACUUCUUGGUUAUGAACUUGAUGAACUAGAAAGCAAAAAUAUAUUAACAGUUGCUAAAAACUUAAAAUUUACAUUUGGAUCACCAGCUACAAAAUAUGUUUUUGAUAAUUUAUUACAACAAUGAAAAG